Messenger RNA from Cuscuta campestris, 1367 nucleotides. The record is from the annotation of a GenBank genome assembly. Lineage: Eukaryota; Viridiplantae; Streptophyta; Magnoliopsida; Solanales; Convolvulaceae.
GCAGAGACCUCUUCAACCAAAUCUCUAUAUCAGAGUAUCUAUAUAUAAUUAAAUAUAUAUAUAUAUAUAUAUUCAUGGCCACCCCAAGACCAGUAAUUCUUGACAUUAUUAUUCCUGGCCUUCUUCUUCUCCCCCUCCUGGUGGUGGUAGGGCUUUUGGGGUCGGGGGCGGAGGCUCGGGCAUUCAUUGUCUUCGGAGACUCGCUCGUUGACAAUGGGAACAACAAUUACUUGGCCACCACUGCCCGAGCCGACUCGCCCCCCUACGGAGUCGACUACCCCACCCGCCGACCCACCGGCCGCUUCUCCAACGGCCUCAACCUUCCCGACAUCAUUUGCGAGCGGUUGGGGUUGGCGGUGGUGGAGCCAUACCUCAGUCCGGCGCUCACCGGAGAGAGGCUUCUAGACGGAGCCAACUUUGCCUCUGCCGGCGUUGGGAUCCUCAAUGACACUGGCUUUCAAUUUUUGAACAUAAUAAGGAUAGGGACGCAACUGCAGUACUUCCAGCAGUACCAGCAGCGAGUGAGUCAACUCGUCGGAGAAGAAGGGACUCGGCAGCUGGUGAACGAGGCUCUGGUGCUCAUAACCCUAGGCGGCAACGAUUUCGUGAACAAUUACUACCUGGUCCCCUUCUCCGCCAGAUCCCGCCAGUUCUCUCUUCCCGAUUACGUCCGGUACCUCAUCUCCGAGUACCGCAAAGUUCUCCAGAGGAUAUAUGAUUUGGGAGGAAGAAGGGUUCUGGUGACGGGAACCGGGCCGAUAGGGUGCGCGCCGUCGGAGCUGGCGCAGAGGAGCCCGACGGGGGCAUGCGCGGUGGAGUUGCAGAGGGCGGCGGCGUUGUUCAACCCGCAGUUGCGCCAGAUGAUUGCGGACCUCAACGCCCAGCUGGGCUCGAAUGUCUUCAUUGCCGCCAACACUUACCAAAUGAACAUUGACUUCAUCACCAACCCUGCUGCAUAUGGAUUUGUGACAUCACAAAUAGCAUGCUGUGGGCAAGGCCCGUUCAACGGAAUUGGGCUGUGCACGCCAGUGUCCAACUUGUGUCCAGACCGAAGUGUGUUUGCAUUUUGGGAUGGGUUUCACCCGACGGAAAAGGCCAACAGGAUUAUCGUGGACCAGAUCCUCGCCGGCACAUCCGAGUACAUGAGCCCAAUGAACCUCUCCACCGUUAUGGCCCUUGAUUCUAGGACCUAAUUUUCAUCAUCAUUUAUGCAUGCCAAAAAAAUUCAUCUUUUUUUUCUUUCUUUUUUUUGUAUUUGAUUGUUUUCAUUUUUCUAUUGUCUUAUUGCUCGAUCAUCUUGUUUUGUAGUCAUAUAUGUGUAUGAAUAUUUAUUCUUGGGAAGUCAGCAAUAAAAAGUGUGAUAUAUC